CAUCUACCAAUUUGGUGACUCCAUCGCCGACACCGGAAACCUCACUAUGUUCUUGAACUAUCAGAUUCUUUCACGGAUCAAGUGUAAUAGGGCUUAAUUGGGCGUAGAAGAAAAGGGAAAUGUUGGCAAUGGAGAAAGAAUUUGAUUCAAAGCUUGUUCUUCAAGGGAACGGUGCUAAUGUUUCCAGAAGCAAGAGCUUCUCCUUUAAAGCUCCUCAAGAAAAUUUCACUAGCCAUGAUUUCGAAUUUGGCAAGAUCUAUGGUGUUGGUUCUUACUCAAAGGUUGUUAGGGCAAAGAAGAAGGAAUCUGGAACUGUGUAUGCUUUAAAGAUUAUGGACAAAAGGUUUAUUACCAAGGAGAAUAAAACAUCUUAUGUGAAAUUGGAAAGGAUUGUUCUUGAUCAACUUGAACAUCCUGGGAUCAUUAAACUUUACUUCACAUUUCAAGAUACAUCCUCACUAUAUAUGGCACUUGAAUCUUGUGAGGGUGGCGAGCUUUUCGACCAAAUAACCAGAAAAGGUCGUCUAUCGGAGGAUGAAGCUCGGUUCUACACUGCAGAAGUUGUGGAUGCUCUUGAGUAUAUACAUAGUAUGGGACUGAUACAUCGAGAUAUUAAGCCGGAGAAUCUGUUGCUGACUUCGGAUGGGCACAUUAAGAUUGCGGAUUUUGGUAGUGUAAAGCCGAUGCAGGAUAGCCAGAUCACAGUACUUCCUAAUGCAGCUUCUGACGAUAAGGCGUGCACUUUUGUCGGGACUGCUGCAUAUGUUCCUCCAGAAGUUCUCAACUCCUCUCCUGCAACUGUCGGAAAUGAUCUCUGGGCUCUCGGCUGCACUCUCUAUCAAAUGCUUUCAGGGACUUCUCCAUUCAAAGACGCAAGUGAAUGGCUGAUUUUCCAAAGAAUUAUAGCCAGAGAUAUAAAGUUCCCAAAUCAUUUUUCAGAAGAAGCAAGAGACCUCAUCGACCGGUUACUGGAUACUGAUCCAAGCAGAAGACCAGGUGCUGGUUCAGAAGGUUAUGCUGCUCUUAAGAAACAUCCUUUCUUUAAUGGAGUUGACUGGAAGAAUCUAAGGUCCCAGACUCCUCCAAAACUAGCUCCAGAUCCUGCGUCUCAGACAGCAUCUCCCGAGAGGGAUGACGUGCAUGGUUCACCAUGGAACCUGUCACAUAUUGGAGAUUCUUUACCCACACAGAACGAGGGGCACAGUGCUCCUUCUACAUCUUCUGAAUCAUCGGGUUCCAUAACUCGACUUGCUUCAAUAGACUCUUUUGAUUCAAGAUGGCAACAGUUUUUGGAGCCAGGAGAAUCGGUUCUGAUGAUAUCAGCCGUGAAGAAGCUUCAGAAAAUAACGAGCAAGAAGGUGCAGCUAAUACUCACCAACAAACCCAAGCUGAUCUAUGUCGACCCGUCAAAACUAGUUGUGAAAGGAAACAUUAUCUGGUCUGAUAACUCGAAUGACCUCAACGUUCUAGUCACUAGCCCUUCACAUUUCAAGAUUUGCACGCCAAAAAAGGUUUUAUCAUUUGAAGACACAAAACAGAGGGCUUCAGUGUGGAAAAAGGCAAUCGAGACUCUUCAGAACCGCUGAGAUAAACUCCACUGAAGAAUGGUUCUGUUAAUUCCUCGUUUGUGUUUUGUUUUUCCUUCUUUUUAAAGAUCAAAAACUGACCAAACUCCAUUCUUCAUAUGUUUUUUUGUAUUACACCCACCCUUGAAAAGACCACUU
Arabidopsis arenosa is the source of this 1724-nucleotide messenger RNA. Lineage: Eukaryota; Viridiplantae; Streptophyta; Magnoliopsida; Brassicales; Brassicaceae. The record is from the annotation of a GenBank genome assembly.